Messenger RNA from Saccoglossus kowalevskii, 2367 nucleotides. RefSeq lists its product as uncharacterized. Lineage: Eukaryota; Metazoa; Hemichordata; Enteropneusta; Harrimaniidae. The record is from RefSeq and is a predicted model, not a curated record.
AUGAUUGCUGAUCAGAUAAAGCUAAAAAUAAGCUGGCGUGCGUGUGUGAAUGGAUGUAUGGAUAGAUGUAUGGGUGGAUGGAUUGAUAUGUGGACGAAUGGGUGGAGUGUUUAUGGUUGGAUGGAUGGAAUGAACAUGAAUGAGUGGGUGGAAGGAAGGAAGGAAGAAAGGGAGGAGAAAGAAAGAAUUAAAGAACGAAAGGGAACAACUAGGCAGUUCGGACCUUUAUCAUUUUCGCUGAAGACUCAAGAAAUUGAAAUGGAAAUUAACAAUUCAGAUAACACGACAGCACUUAUGUCACACAAUGUGACGGAAGGUACCCCGAUGGUUCGAGAGGUGGAUUUUAAUUGGGUUGAUAUCUGUAAAUCCGCUAUGGGAAUCAUAGGUGCCAUUGGAAACGCAAUCGUUAUCAUCAUCGUUUUAAGAACCAAGAAAUUACAGAGUAUAACAAACACAUGUAUUGUCAGUCUCGCGGUUGCUGAUCUUUUCACGUCCGUUCUUAUUAUUCCAUAUCCACUAGUGCACAUUCCAUCGGGAUUUGUUGGGGAACUUGUCUGUCGAUUUUAUGUUUCGGGAUUUCUACUAUGGAUGAAUUUUGACGCCUCUGUAUUCAACCUUAUGGUCGUCACCGCCGAGAGAUAUUUUGCAGUCGUCCACCCGAUAAAACAUAAAAUCCAUUUCACGAAGAAGAUGAUGCAAGUACUGAUUAUUGGUGUAUGGGCUUUAUCGGUCGUUACGCAUAGCUUUUGUCUAUAUAUCUGGCAAUAUGAUCGCGAAGAGGGUGGCUGCAAACUGGAUUGGCCGGGAUCAUUGGCAUUUCAAGCAUUUGUGGGAGCACAAAUGUCGACACGAGAAGCCAUCAUAUCUACGGAUGCAGCAAGCACAGUGAAAGCACAAAUAACAACAGAGCAAACAACGCACUUUCAAGAAACCCAAGAAACUAUUACAUCUACAGACGCUGCAAGUACAGUUGAUGUACGGGCGACAACAGAACCAACGACAACCAUCCAAGAUGUAGCGGCGACGUCAUUGACAAUAACUACUCCCUCGCCAGGUACAGCCUACAUCGUCAACACAGAGACUCAAUUAACUGCAAUAAUAGGACUAAGUUCAACAAAUGGCGGGGUUGAAGUCACUAGUGUCAAAGGCUACUUUGCAGAUCCGACGUCUUCAACAAUAUCAAAUAUAGUCGAUGCUACUGGCGCAUCUUCAGCAGCUGCAGGUGCUACUGAAAUCACUGAUACAACGAUUUCCCUAACAUUGGAUGCAGGACACUGUGCGAAUUAUUCAAGAGUAUGUAUUGUACUGCAGACUGAUCCAAGUCCGGAUGGUGAUACAAGCAACAACGAAGCCUGCACAGAUAUUACAACAAUAUGUACAGAUGUGGCGGCUACCUCAUUGGUAAUAACUACACCUGCUUCUGGUACAGCUUACAUCGUUAACAGAGAGAUUCAAAUAUUUGUAAUAAUAGAACUACAUCAAAAAAAUGGCGGAGCUGAAGUCACUGGUGUUCAAGGUUAUUUUGCAGAUAUGACUUCUUCAAAACUGUCAACUAUGGUAGAUGCCACUGGCCCAUAUCCAGUGGCUGCAGGCGAAACAAAAAUCAGUAGUACAAAGUUUACCCUAAGUUUGGAUGCAAUACAAUGUGCAAGUUAUUCAAGGGUAUGUAUUGCACUUCAGAUUGAUCCAAGCACAGAUGAUGAUACAAGCAACAAUGAAGCCUGCACAGAUAUUACAACAAUAUGUACAGAUUGUGAUGCAUUUGGCAGAGAAAGUGGUGUUUAUCAAAUACAACCUACUGGGGUAUCGCAACCAUUGGAAGUUUGGUGUGAUAUUACAGACUCAGAUGUAUGGACUGUCAUACAACAUAGGCAAGAUGGAUCUUUUAACUUUGAUGUAGAAUGGGAAGAGUAUAAACAUGGAUUUGGAAACAUCGACGGUGAAUACUGGAUAGGUAAUGACAACAUAUAUCAUUUGACUAACCAGUCGUCAUACAAGUUGAGAAUAGACUUAGAAAAGUUUGAUGGUGAAACUGCAUAUGCCGAGUAUGAAGUAUUCUGGAUUGACGAUGAAAACAAUAACUAUGCAUUACAUUGCGAAGGAUAUGCAGGUACAGCUGGCGAUGGAAUGAUGUAUCACAAUGGACAACAAUUCUCAACCCCUGAUAUAGACAAUGACAAUGACGGCAGUCACUGUGCGAGUGAAAUGCAUGGUGGAUGGUGGUUCGAUACUUGCGAGGAACUUCAUUAUCUGAAUGGGAUAUACUAUCAACAACAGGAAGCCCAUCUUGAUGGCAUCGUAUGGUUUACAUGGAAUGACAUGAAAACCUUAAAAUCAUCCACAAUAAAAAUACAGAAUAUUUCUUAA